This is a messenger RNA of Amaranthus tricolor (Joseph's coat), 1769 nucleotides long. RefSeq names its product protein NRT1/ PTR FAMILY 8.1-like. Gene Ontology annotation, biological process: transmembrane transport; oligopeptide transport. NCBI's taxonomy places the organism in Eukaryota, Viridiplantae, Streptophyta, Magnoliopsida, Caryophyllales, Amaranthaceae. The record is from RefSeq and is a predicted model, not a curated record. Gene Ontology annotation, molecular function: tripeptide transmembrane transporter activity. Gene Ontology annotation, cellular component: membrane. The transcript is spliced from 4 exons. The coding region runs from base 60 to 1724 and encodes 554 amino acids.
UUAUACAACUGAAGGAUUUUGCAUUCGACAGUUAAAAGAGAAGUUAAUCAUUUGGUAAGAUGAUUGAGCUGGAAAACAAUCAUGUAGUAAAGGAUGGCACUGUUGAUGUUCAUGGUAAUCCAGCUGACAAGACGAAAACUGGAAACUGGAAGGCCUGCUUUUUCAUCCUGGGGAAUGAAUGUUGUGAAAGACUGGCAUACUAUGGAAUGAGUACCAAUCUUGUCAACUAUUUCAUCCAACGUUUGCAUCAAGGGAAUGCCACUGCAGCAAAGAAUGUCAGUAACUGGUCUGGGACUUGCUAUGUCCUACCUCUUCUUGGUGCCUUUUUAGCUGAUUCCUACUGGGGAAGAUAUUGGGUUAUUGCCAUUUUUUCAAUGAUUUAUGUUUUUGUAAGUUUCUUUCACUUCCCCAUCUUUGAUCAUUGUAAUUCAGCAGUGGCUGCAUUUGUAGCUAUAUAUUUGAUUGCUCUCGGAACUGGUGGAAUCAAGCCAUGUGUUUCCGCCUUUGGUGCAGAUCAAUUCGAUGAAACUGACGACAAAGAAAGGGAAAAGAAAAGUUCGUUUUUCAACUGGUUUUACUUCUCAAUCAAUGUGGGUGCUCUUAUUGCUUCUUCGGUUUUGGUUUGGAUCCAAACUAAUGUUGGUUGGGGAUGGGGUUUUGGCAUUCCGACUGUUACUAUGGCUCUUGCUGUUGUGUCCUUUUUCUCGGGUUCCCAUCUUUAUCGACGACAAAAGCCUGGUGGUAGCCCUCUCGCUAGGAUUGCUCAGGUACUAGUUGCAUCCUUCAGAAAAUUUAAUGUCAAAGUUCCGGAUGAUGAGGGUAUACUGUAUGAGACAGCCGAGGAAGAAUCUUAUAUUCAAGGAAGUCGUAAGCUUGAGCAUACUAAUAAUCUUAGGUGCUUCGACAAAGCUGCAAUACCAACCGAAGAUGAUGACAUGAAGGGAACUCCGAACCCAUGGAGACUUUGCACUGUUACCCAAGUUGAAGAACUGAAAUCUAUCAUUAGAAUACUUCCCAUUUGGGCUACAGGAAUCAUCUUUUCAGCAGUCUACAGUCAAAUGAGCACCAUGUUUGUACUACAAGGAAAUACCAUGGACCAACACAUAGGCCCGAAAUUCCGGAUCCCAUCAGCAUCACUCUCAUUAUUCGACACUCUGAGUGUCAUCUUCUGGGUCCCUGUGUACGACAAACUAAUCGUACCAUAUGCUAGAAAGUUCACAGGAAAUGAACGCGGGUUUACUCCACUUCAAAGAAUAGGAAUCGGGCUAGUAAUAUCCGUGUUUUCAAUGGUUGUUGCAGGAAUAUUGGAGGUUGUUAGGCUCGAUUUGGUAAGGAAAAACGAUUACUAUGAUAUGAAAACGCUUCCUAUCUCGAUCUUCUGGCAAGUCCUGCAGUAUUUCCUGAUCGGUUGUGCAGAAGUUUUCACAUUUAUAGGUCAAUUUGAGUUCUUUUAUGGACAAGCACCCGAUGCAAUGAGAAGUUUAUGUUCGGCUCUUUCUCUUACAACGAAUGCGUUAGGGAACUACCUUAGUUCGUUGCUCGUCGUAAUUGUGAGUAAUGUGACUACCAGAAAUGGGAAGUUGGGGUGGAUUCCUGAUAAUCUUAAUAGAGGUCAUAUUGAUUAUUUUUACUGGGUUUUGGCUAUACUUAGUGUUGUUAAUUUCUUUGUUUAUUUGUGGAUUUCAAGCUGGUACAAGUAUAAGGUCACUGGAAUUGAAAAUUAAACCCUUUCAAGUUUCAACUGCUUGUAUAUACUAAAAGUAUUAGUU